GAAAAUUUGACUAGUGAAGGUCAUGUGUCAAACGCAUAAAGAGGUUAUGCCUUGCCAUAAGGAAUGGGCUAGAGAGGUUCCUUGGACUCUUCAUGAAGUCUUCCGCAGUUAAUUUAUAUACACAAACCGCAUAUAAAUUCUCACCUACUAACAACAAAAUUCAUUAUAGAUGCUUUUCUUCAUGUGGAGGGUUUCGGAGUAUCACUUUACUCUGCAUAAAUCGGCUCAUUUUCACUCGGGUUUAGCACACCUCUGUCGGUCUCGAUUUCUUUUUUGAAGUGGGUAUUGCGGAUCUGAGUCGAAAUCUCAAAACUUGUAGUGGGUCUUGAAAAUCUUUGAUAAGUAGAAAUGGCAUUGGAAUGGGUCGUUCUUGGGUAUGCAGCAGGAGCAGAGGCGAUCAUGCUGCUUCUACUAACAUUGCCUGGUCUGGGUCGUCUCAGAAAGGGGCUUAUUGCUGUGACUCGCAACGCUCUAAAACCCAUGUUGUCCGUGGUACCAUUUUGUCUGUUUCUGCUAAUGGACAUCUACUGGAAGUAUGAGACAAGGCCUACUUGUGAAGGGCAUGCUUGUAGCCCUAGCGAGCACCUGCGUCAUCAGAAGUCAGUCAUGAAGAGCCAGAGAAAUGCAGUUCUCAUUGCCUCCGCACUCCUGCUUUAUUGGCUCCUGUUUGCUAUCACAAGCCUCCUUGUCAAGAUCGAGCGCAUGAACGAGCAGAUAAAGAAGUUAAAGGACGAAUAGGAAAUUUUAGGUUGGCCCCGGAAUUGGGUUGGUUUUAGAUUUUGCAUCUCUGAUUUGGGUUUUUAUAAGUUUUUGAUUUCCUUAUCUUAACAGGGCAGGGUAUUUAAAUGGCUUGAUUUACUGUUAUUUGCUCAUAUCUUUUCUUUUUCUUUUUAAAGAUCUGUAAAAAAGGAGUUGUACGCUCAUGACUUUUGGUACCCUUCAAUUCGUAUGAAACAAGUUUAAUACGCCCUAUUAUAAUUGA
Messenger RNA from Cryptomeria japonica (Japanese cedar), 982 nucleotides. RefSeq lists its product as uncharacterized. The transcript has a single exon. NCBI's taxonomy places the organism in Eukaryota, Viridiplantae, Streptophyta, Pinopsida, Cupressales, Cupressaceae. The record is from RefSeq and is a predicted model, not a curated record. Gene Ontology annotation, cellular component: endoplasmic reticulum; endoplasmic reticulum membrane. Bases 349 to 738 code for a protein of 129 amino acids. Gene Ontology annotation, biological process: intracellular protein transport; endoplasmic reticulum to Golgi vesicle-mediated transport.